Chenopodium quinoa (quinoa) is the source of this 1445-nucleotide messenger RNA. Its product is annotated as 50S ribosomal protein L10, chloroplastic-like. Gene Ontology annotation, molecular function: structural constituent of ribosome. Bases 149 to 1024 code for a protein of 291 amino acids. The transcript is spliced from 4 exons. Gene Ontology annotation, biological process: translation. NCBI's taxonomy places the organism in Eukaryota, Viridiplantae, Streptophyta, Magnoliopsida, Caryophyllales, Amaranthaceae. The record is from RefSeq and is a predicted model, not a curated record. Gene Ontology annotation, cellular component: large ribosomal subunit.
UGAGUAAAUGACCCAAAAUUGAAAUUAACAAAACCAAUUUCUCAAAAAAAAAUUGAAAACCAAGCAAGGUGAAAAGGAGCUAAAGCAACUGAGCUUUAACCCUAAUCAUCGUCUCUCUCAGUUCGACGAAGAAGAAGAAAGGGGGAAAAUGGGGACAAUGGGAAGAGCAGUGUACAAAGUAGGGUUCUUCCGAGAACAAUUGUCACGGCAUCGAACUCUAAUGAAUGUAUUUGACAAGAAGCCUUUUGUGUACAAGGAAGCAUUUGUUGCACCAAGCGCAUCAAUCAUUGGAGAUGUUCAGGUUGGACAUCGUUCCUCAUUUUGGUAUGGGAGAGGUGAUAUGAACUACAUUAGUAUUGGGUCUGGGACCAUGGAAGCCACCAUCUCCACCACCACUACCCAACCCUCCCACCAAACCCUAACCCAUUUCCACCACCACCAACUCCGCCACUUCGCAAAGUGGGUCCCAUACAAACCCCUCCCAAAACCCAAACUCCACCAAAAACUCCGAGCAAUCAAAACCCUAAAAACUCACCUCCAAGAUUCAUACUUUGUCUCCCCUUUCCCUUGCCAUGGCUUCUCUGCCAACAAAUUUAAACCCCUUAAAACCCCUCUUUCUUCUGACCCUUCUGCUGCUAAGCUUGUUUUUGUCAAGAAUUCUCUUGUUUCAAAGGCUUUUUCUGGGACCCAAUUUGAGGCUUUGGGGAGUUGUAUGAAGGGGAUGAAUUCUCUGCUCUUUGUUAAGAAGGAAGAUGCUGUGGGUCCCAUUUUAGGGGGUGUGAAAUCUGCUGUUAAAGAAGGGAAAAUGGAGUUUAAUGAUUUUCCUGGGGCUGUUGUUGGUGGUCAGCUUUAUGGUCAUUUGGAUUUGGAGGUUUUUCAGAGUACCCCUUCUAAGAUGGAGGCUGAUGGGAUGGUUCUUGGGUCGCUUUUCGGACCGUCUUCGACUUUGAUGGCUGUCUUGGAGGGGUUUUGUGCUGAGGAUUCUGGUAAUGUGGAUGCGCCUGAGGUCCUAGCUGAGGCUUAGGAUGUGAGUGAGUGCCCUGCUCAAUGAUGUAGAGCGUCAAUUGAGGUGGUGAAGAAAAAGUUUUGGUGAAGACCGGUCUACAUUCAGCGGCACUGCAAAUCAGUGAUCCAAACCACUGGAUAGACAACCAACCUGUCUGCGAAAAGAGACACGUAGCUGAAGUUUUGUCAUUUUUUAGGUUUUGAUUAUCUUUUCUGAUAAAUGUGGGGUUGAUAUAAGAUUAGUUACCUAAACUAUGGAGAUUUAUGUAAAAAAAUUUCUCAAACUUAUACCAGAUGAAUUGAUGGCAAUUGAGGCCUCUCAUACUUUGUAUUGCAGUUAGCUUUGACGGUUCACGUUUUUUGGUUUUGCCGUAUGUUGUGUGGGCGUCUGUUGCUUAACCGAUCUUUGUCAGGAAUGAAAGUUUUAGUUUGGGACAUUA